Molecule: messenger RNA, 3102 nt
Organism: Scheffersomyces stipitis CBS 6054
Lineage: Eukaryota; Fungi; Ascomycota; Pichiomycetes; Serinales; Debaryomycetaceae
Exons: 3
Coding region: 98-3007 (969 amino acids)
Biological process (GO): TORC2 signaling
Cellular component (GO): TORC2 complex; plasma membrane; cytoplasm
Molecular function (GO): phosphatidylinositol-4,5-bisphosphate binding
Source: RefSeq, a predicted model, not a curated record
CACGGCUAUCGUAACGUAGCUUCACGUACUUUGCGUUGUUCACUUUCUGCUAUCCUCUUCACAAUCUCAAUCUUCCUUAGCACAAUACUAUGUUCCAAUGGCUUUUCCGUACGAAACUGCCCAUCUACUAGCACAGCUCCGUGCUUCGUACAUUGCCCUAUCGGACACAGAUGACUUCGCGCGGCGAAUAAUUAGACCUAUCGCCUACAAGUCUCCGGACGAUCCCGAGUUCCCUCUUGCUAAGACCGUAGUGCCUGAUUCCCCUCCGGUGACUUUCCAUAUAGCCAGACACGUCCAGAAAUCGAUCCACAACUCGACACACACAACACAUAACCACAGCAAACACGUCAGACACAACAGAAGGAAAAGCAGACGCAACAACGAGUUGCAACAAAUACGUCAGCUCCAGUUGGAUAACAUCAACGAUGUCCAGACAGACGACAAGACCUCGCCCAUUGACUUUGAAGUGGCUGCAGAACCUGAUCCGACGCCAAUGAAGAAGGAGUCAUCAGGAACAGCUAGCUCCAGCCAUGUGAACAACUUUGGACUCUUGUAUUCUAAGACCAUUCGAGGCAAAAAAGGCUCGAGCUCAGGCAUUCUGAAGUUCUUCCAUAUAGACGGAGGAAACAACAGUAACAGCUCUCUGCAAGUAGGUGGUAGUGACUCCGAUAGCGAAGAUGACAGUUCGAUCAACACUCAACCUCAUACACAAUCUCUAGAAAUUGACAAAAACAACGAAGGCGGGGAAGUGACAGAAACAGAAUCAAUCGGCGAGAAAAGAAAGAACAAACGCAAGCAUAGAGGAGAUAACAGCGAUGUGGUAACCAUAGACUCUGACUUUGGGGUUCCAGUAGAUGCUACAGGUCAUGUAGUACGUAAUUACAACGAAGAUGACAUCUCAGACGAGGAUCUGGGUGAUGAAGACUAUAGCUAUGAUGACGACGAGGACGAGGACGAGGACGAUGAUGACGAUGACGACGAAGAUCAUGAAGUGUUUAGUGAAGAUGAAGGUGAAGACGACGAUGACGAUUCAACGGAUUCGGCUUUCACAGACAUUGAAACUGAUUCUAUCUUGGAUUCGUCAAUCUUGCUAGACUCCUUCGACGACGACACUUCCAACAUGUACUCUUUUCCAAACCAAAAUAGCAACGAAUUCACAUCCAAGAAGAACAGGAAGAAGAAGCGAGCACACUCUUUUGAUACGCAAAGUUUGUCUAGAACCUCGAAUUUCAAGAAUGCGUCCACACCUUCAGGAUCGAAAUUGUUAGCUGGUGGGAAGUCAUCAAGUUCUAUGAACGCAAAAAAGCCCUCCUUAAGUUUCGAAAAAGUAGACCCGACUGCGGCCAAUGGCACCAAAAAGUCUAACCUCAGUUCGAUGAUUCUGUUUCGGCACAGAUCUACUGACGUCAACCCGCUUAACUAUUAUGCAUUUGCCGACUAUAGAGUUGUAGAGGACGCAGCGAAGAAGGCAACUCUAAGUGUUUUCUUACCUCCAAACAACAAACCAGUGAUAAAGGACUUGAGCAUUAACAACAACGUAUCAAUAGCUGACUGCAUAGGUUAUAUAUUGUUGAAUCUUUGUAAGCUUCCAGAAUUCAAGGAUGACCUCAAUGACCCAAUGCUAUUGAAUCCAAAUUACUGGAGAUUAGAGCUUGUGGACGAAGACGGAGAAAACUAUGGUUCGUUUGGUAUUUUGGACAGAUCCAGGUUGUUAUCGUCUUAUAACAAUCCCAAGGAGUUGGCGUUAUGCAAAGUAACUUCUGAACAGGAAAUACAGAAGAACGAAAAGCAGACCCCAUUGGCCAUGGAAUUCAGGAAAGGCUUGGAUGAGUACAAAAAGAGAAGAGUAAGCAUAGAUGAUAUCAUAGAAGAUGAUUCUGUACAAACUCCAGUAAAAAUUGCUCCUGCCGAAGAAGAGAAUAAGGUGGAACUAAAGAUUGUCUUCCAUUCCUUAAGCAUGACACAGGUAAGUGAUUACUCCAUUUUCUAUGCAUCUCGCGGUGCAACAGUUGGGCUGGUACUCAGAAAGUUUUGUUCCCAACAUGGCCUCAUGUCAUCCAAAUACAAGUUCAGAUUGCUACAUGAUUCAUCCAAGACAAAUGGAAAUAAUCCAAACUUUUCUUCAUUCCAAACGAAUUUGAACUCUUCUAGUUUGCAUCCCAACAAUCGAGUCUUGAAAGAAGUUGAAAGAGUUUCUGAUUUAGAGAGCAAUGUGAUUGAACUAGUUCCGUCCGAAAAUAAAUUGAACAUUAUACAAGAAUCGACCGAGAAUCUGAUGAUGAGUACCAUUACUCCUUCUGAAUCAACGUUCACAAUGCAUAUCACCCCAGAUAAGAAACAAUUGGAAGAAAAGAUGCAAGCCAUAACUCUCAAUACGAACAAUUCUACAACAGUCAGUAAGCCUACGUCAGAAGUCAGCAAUAAAGUUCCUGAUUCGUUGGCUACUAAGAAGAACAAGGUAAGCUCCAAUAAGUACUUGGAUGACAUCAUGACAGGCAAGAAUCCACAACUACCUACCAAUCUUAAUACAGUUUAUUUCAAGUGGAAGGUUUGGCGUAAGAAAACAACAAUCCUCAACAAGAUUGAAAAAUCAUUGAUCAUCGAUGGUGAUUAUAUCCAUCUUACACCUUCGGAUGAUAUAGUGUUUAAAGGCAAUCCUAACGAUAUCCCUCUCUCAGCACAGAGUGCUGGACAAUCACAUCACCACCAUCACCAUUUGUAUUAUUACAAUUACAACAAUUACUAUAAGGAGCUGAUGAUGAAAACCAGUUCGUUUCAUAUUACUCAGGUCAUUAAGAUGAAACAGUACAAAAACAGUAAGAAUCCCAACCACUUCAAGAUAGUGAUCCAGAAACAAUUAGAUGCAUCUACUACAAAUACCAAAGACGCUACUAUAAAAAAGAAAUACGAUCUAGAGGCAGAAAGCGUGGAACAAUGCCAGGAAAUUAUAGACAAAUUGAGAUGGGUGCUUCAAGUUUACAAUAUGAGCAGCAUUAAUGCUUUGUAAAUAUUCAGGAAUAUUUUCGUAGUAUUUGAUGUGAAUUUUGCAAGCAUAUUUCUCCAUGUAACUGUUUUGAACUAAGUGAAUAUACGUCCUGUAUG